Podarcis lilfordi (Lilford's wall lizard) is the source of this 1496-nucleotide messenger RNA. The record is from the annotation of a GenBank genome assembly. Lineage: Eukaryota; Metazoa; Chordata; Lepidosauria; Squamata; Lacertidae.
AUGGCUGAAGAAAUUGCCAAGUCCCAGCCCACUACAUUAUCUCACAAGCCUGGAUUAAAGCCUGAAGACUUUAUUGUUGAUGUAAGAAUGAUCUCUUUAAAUGUUCAUUUUAAAUGAUUUAGAUUUCUUAACAUAUGUGCCUACAAUGCACUUUAGUACAUUUUUAUUUUUGACUUGCCUCUGUGAAGGUUAUCAACAUGGAUUAUGGAAUGAAAAAGAAGAACCCUGUCAAUAAUGUGCGUUUCUACUGCAAGUCUGACCUAAAUAAGGCAUUCAGAAUUUCUAAAGAACAAGUAAGUAAGAUUGGGGUGUGUGUGUGUUUCUGCCUGUUUUAUUACAAUAGCUUUUUAAAGAGUAUCUGAAUCCAUGUGAAAAUGACUACAGAAUUGCAUGGCAAUAGUAGCAACACAGUUCUAAUAUCACCUGCUAUGCAAGUGGUUUUAAGGUAAAAUUCCCCUGUGCAAACAUUCUUGUAACUGAAUGGUGCUGCUGAGAAAUUUGUUGAAGCUUUUUCUGACAAGGUGACAAAAUUAAGUGUAUGUGACUUCUUUUUCCUUCUGUCUUAAGGUUUCAAAGCUCUUACCAGAAAAAUUUGAAGAGCAGCAAAUCAGGGUUUAUUGUAAGACAGCAGAUGAAAUCUGUGAUGCAAGAAAAUAUUUCGUUCAGUGGUGUAUAGACAACAAUUUCACUAAACCACAGGUAAGAAAGGUUUAACAUUUAGCAGGUGCAUCUCAGUGUAGAAUCAUAGAAUUGUAGAGUUGUAAGGGACUCUGAGUAUCAUCUAGUCCAAUGCAGUAAUAUGCAGCUAUUCCAUACGGGGAUUGAACCUGCAACUUUGGCGUUCCUCACCACACUCUAACCAACUGAGCUAUGAGAUUCAGAUCUACCUCAUUCUCUGUAUUCCUUUUGUUCAUCACCUGUUCAUUCUUCCAUAGUCUCCUCUAUCACCAACCCAUUAUUACUUCUGCACAUUAUGAACACAAGGGACCUGAGAAUUCUAAAAAUCUCAGAAAUCUCGUUGGAGGACAACCUAGCCUUUAUGUUUACAUUCUAAAACAACUGUAAUACUACCACUAACUAGAAGUUUUGUAUCUGUUAUGUUUAUUAAUUUCCUUGGAAAUGAUGAGUACAUAAAAUUUGUUGAGAGGGGACUACCACAAAUAAAUGGGGUACAGCAUGAAUCACCCAUUACCCUUUUAUGACAGUUUGAAAGGGCAGUGCAAGAAUGUUUUUCUUGUAAAAUGAUGUGUAAAAAGGCUCCAAUGAGUGUCUUGCUCCACUUGCCAAGAAGAUGACAGAAUGUAUUGACUGUUAAUUUCCAGUGCACAACUGAGCUUCUUUUCUUCAUUUUGAUGCUUUGAUAGGAUGGUGAUAUUGUUGCCCCUGAACUUACACCAAUGAAAGCAGACUGGAAUGUAGUCAAAGAUGACGAAAAGCAUGAUUCAAAGAAAAACAGUUCUACUCCAAAGCCCAGAAAGUCACUUUUUAAUGACUAG